This is a messenger RNA of Clupea harengus (Atlantic herring), 2571 nucleotides long. It is a transcript of the gene brms1lb, whose product is annotated as BRMS1 like transcriptional repressor b. The record is from RefSeq and is a predicted model, not a curated record. NCBI's taxonomy places the organism in Eukaryota, Metazoa, Chordata, Actinopteri, Clupeiformes, Clupeidae.
UCUUUUUCACUAAGACAGAAAUGAUUGGCCAACAACGUAGCCAUGUUUUGAACGUGUUUACUGGAGCUUCCCUCCCGCUGUUUAUGUUUUUUUAACCACCGGGUCCCCGUCAGCCUUAUUUUAGUUGUGUUAGAUGGUAAGAGAAACUCUACAACAUGCCAGUCCACGCCCGUGAAAAGAAAGAAACCAACCACGAGGAUAUGGAGGUGGAUUAUCCAGAGCAAGACGCAAGCAGUUCUGACGAGGAAGAUACUGUAAGCUCAUCUGUUUCUGAAGAUGGAGACAGUUCAGAAAUGGACGAUGAAGACUGUGAGAGGAGGAGGCUGGAAUGCCUUGACGAAAUGACAAACCUUGAGAAGCAGUUCACGGACCUCAAAGAUCAAUUGUACAAAGAGAGACUGAGUCAAGUUGACCUCAAGCUGCAGGAAGUCAUUGCUGGCAAUGCUCCGGAGUACUUAGAACCUCUUGCCACCCUCCAAGAAAAUAUGCAGAUCAGAACCAAAGUAGCAGGCAUUUAUCGUGAGCUCUGCCUAGAGUCUGUGAGGAAUAAGUAUGACUGUGAGAUGCAGGCUGCCAGUCAACACUGGGAGAGUGAGAAGCUGCUGCUGUUCGAUACGGUUCAAAGUGAGCUGGAGGAGAAGAUAAGACGCCUGGAGGAAGAUCGGCACAGUAUAGAUAUUACCUCAGAAUUAUGGAAUGAUGGCGUGCAGUCCAAAAAGAAUAAGAAGAAGGAUCCAUUCACCUCUGGCAAGAAGAAGAAGCCUGUCCUUGUAUCAGGGCCAUAUAUUGUUUACAUGUUGCAAGACUUGGAUAUACUUGAAGACUGGACAGCAAUACGAAAGGCAAUGGCUUCUAUGGGACCACACAGAAUGAAAGUGGAUGUUCCAUCAAAGCCUGAGAAGCAUCACCACGUUGCUCGCUCGGAGGAUGGGCGUCUGUUCUACGAUAACAAGUGGUACUCCAGAGGACAGGCCAUCUGCAUCAACAGGAAGGACGAGUGCCCUACCAGUGCCAUCAUUACCACCAUCAACCAUGAUGAGAUCUGGUUUAAACGGCUGGAUGGCAGCAAAUCAAAGCUUUACAUCUCACAGUUGCAGAAAGGAAAAUACACCAUCAAGCACUCCUAGUGGCCGCCAAACACAGCCGGUCUCCAUCAUCCCCUAGUGCUAGAGACGGCUCCUUCCCGUGUUCUCUGUUGCCAUCGCAACCCGGCCUUUGCCGUCCACCUCCAUGUAUCCCCCUUUCGCUCUUAAGUUUGCCAUUCAAAGGAGAAGGGCAAGUAAGGCUUGGUAGCGUCUUUGUACAUAAGGAUGUAUGUAUAUGAGUUGACAUGAUGAGGCCAUAUUUUUACACUCUAAUGUUGUCAAGGAGAAAGAUGUGCUGCUAUAAGAAAAAGGGGGUUUGAAGGGGUGGGGGUGCCAAGAAACGGUGACUGUGUGUGUGUUUGUUUGUGUGUGGGGGGUGGGGGGGGUGUCUGUGAGUGUGCCUUGGAUAAGGUAAGGUUCCUGACCUGAAGCGUCCCUCUGUUGUAGCCAUGAAUAUUGGUGCAAAAUGAGUGGUGACUUCAAGAAAGUCGUUUACGAAAUGAACACGUCGACAGUAGUCGAUUCAAAAGAGAUUUGUGACUGCCACAAGGGGUUGCCUGCCAGUGGCAAUGGAGUUGAGUUUUAAGCUGAGACAGAUCAUUGAACAAUGCACUUUGCUUGUUUCCAGUCUUUGGAAAUGUAUGUAUAUAUGCCUGCUGCUGCAUUGAAGUUGUUGGGUGUCAUUAUCACAUACUAAGGACGUUAUGGGCGUAUAUCAGUAUUUAAGAUGGCACAACCUCUACAAACAAAUGGGCAGAGUCUCAAUUUGUUUUAUCGUUAUAAUUUAAUACAUAUUAACAUGACUGUCACGACUAACACAACUGUUACAAGCUCUCCCUUGGAUACUCUGUGAGCAGUGAUGCUGGAUUAGUUGUAUUGAAUGUCACACAAACAGUAAGAACCCUGGAAGGCAGCUUCAUAUCUGAACAGUACACAAGACCGUGUCCUCUUUAUGAAAGCGUAGUAGUCCUUGUAGUGGUCUUGUCUUUUUUCCCCCUUUCCAUAUAUUGGCAGUUGCCCUUCAGAUCAUCUUGUGUCUGAUAUGAAAUCCAGUUGCGUUAAACUGCAUGCCCAAAGAAGUGCACGUAUCACAGGGCUGCAAAGUCUUGCAAGUAAAAUGCGUUUGGUUGCUGUCAUUAUGAUUUUUUAAUUUAUGCUGUUCUGUCUGUACUCUUACCUCGAUAGAAAAUGUAGCACUGAACUUCUUGUUGAACCACUUCUUGCCAUCACCUUGCACCUUUUUUGAUGUUUUUACUUUUUUUUUAAAGUGCAUUUUAUUGUCCAACCCAUUUGAAAGAGGAAGCUGUUGGACCAGAUGCCAACUGAAUAGCAGACAAAUACUGCUGCUUGUUUAUAACAGUCAGUGUUCAUUAUUUAGGUCAGUUGUUCCUCAAAUUAGAAUCCAUAUUUGCCACCAUGCAUUCUUCUGUCACUUUUAUUUUCCACCAGAGUCUUUAUUGACUUAAUAAAGAAUGAACUGAAAUGA